AUGGCAGAAGUGCUUUGCGGCGUCUGCAACUCAGAGCCGAAGAAGUACAAGUGCAAGAACUGCGCACUCCCAUACUGCUCGGUGCCAUGCUUUAAAGAGCACGAAUCCACACAUGCCAACGAUGCGCCCACGUCAGCCGCGCCCGUCGAACCCGAGAUACCCCAGCCUCCACCGCCAGCGCCCGUCCCACGCUAUCUGAAGAACAAGGCCGACUUGUCCGUCUUCGCAACGAACCCAAAGUUCCAAGAACUCGUCAAAUCAUACCCUGUUCUGCUUCCCGCAUUACAGCGCGUCUACGCUGCCACGAUCGAGCCCGAUGAAGACGAUCAGCCACGCAGAGGUGGCAGAGGCGGCUUCAGGGGUCGAGGCAGCAGAGGCCGAGGAAGAGGAAGAGGAGGUAGACACGACGAUGCACCGCACAGGUGGACGCAGAAGCAGGGCGACAAUGAUGCAAUGAAGAUGCUCAAGGGGUACAGGAACAGAGAGGACACCGAUGAAGAGAUGCAGGCUGUGGUAGCGUACCUGCAGCUUGUGGAAGAGACCCUUGGUGAUGCGGGAGUCUGA
Didymella exigua CBS 183.55 is the source of this 564-nucleotide messenger RNA. RefSeq lists its product as uncharacterized. The record is from RefSeq and is a predicted model, not a curated record. The transcript has 2 exons. The coding region runs from base 1 to 564 and encodes 187 amino acids. Lineage: Eukaryota; Fungi; Ascomycota; Dothideomycetes; Pleosporales; Didymellaceae.